CGUCUGUGACGGACGCCAGCGCGGCCACAGAGGCCGCAGACGAGACUGGUUGGAAGCUAGUCCUCGGAUCGCCGCUCGAGAGCUGGGCGAUCAUCGUGACGGACCUGCUGCGACUGGCGCUGCGCCGUACCAGGCGGCACUGCGAGGGCGAGGCUCUCAAGGCCAUCAAGGCUCGCGGCCGCGAGGCACUCGCCCAGGCGCAGCAGCAGCAGCAGCAAGUCAUCCAGCGGCUGGCAGCCCAGGCGGAGUCCGCCGAGGCCAGAGUGCAGGUGGCAGAGGCUAUGGCUCAGGAGGCCCGAGGUCAAGAGCAGCAGCAGCGAGCAGCCCAGCCUGGUGGCCCGCCGCAGGAGACAAACAGAUUGAUUGACACACGGGUCCUCGGCAAGCCUAGUGACUUCAACGGCGAGCCUGGGACCUGGCGUGACUGGAGUACGAUUUUCCGAGCCUGUGCCAGCGCGUGCGAGCCAGCCCUGAAGGAUGCCAUGGACAGGGCUGAGCAUGCCGACACGCCAGUGCUGAACGCGACGCUGCCCGACGACCAGGUGCGCCUCAGCAGCCAGACCCUGGUCACCUUCCACGAGCCUCAGAGCCGCACCCGGGCAGCAGGGUUCCUUCAGGAGCUGCUCUCGUGGGACUUCGAGGGUGACGUCCCCUCGAAGCUGAUUGCGUUCGACAGGAAUGUCAAGCGCUACGAGCAGGCUGUGGGUGCAGAGUUUCCCGAUGAGAUCAAGAUAGGCAUCCUGGUCCGCUCGCUCAAGGAGGGCCCGCUGCGCCACCACCUGCUCCUCAAACGCCAGCGGCUGAACACCUGGGAGCUCGUGAAGGCCGAGGUCGAGAACCUCAGGCGGGCCCAGAUUGCGACGACGGCGAGUGCUGGCACAGGCCCGACCCCGAUGGACAUCGACUCCCUGGCGCGACAGCUGGCAGCUCUCGGCUUCAAGGGUGGCAAGAAAAGCAAGGGCGGCAACGGCAAGGGCAGGAACGGCAAGGCCGGCAAAGGCAAGGGCGCCGACGACCUGCCGACCAAGCCGUGCCCGAUCUGUGGCAAGACAGGUCACUGGAAGCGAGACUGCCGGUGGAAUGCGACGGCUGCGUCAGGCAAGGCACCGCCGAAGGGCGGUGGAGGUCGAGGUCGUGACAAAGGCAAGGGUGAAGCCAAGGGUGGUGACGGACCGAAGCCGAAGCCAUGCUGGACUUGUGGUUCGACAGCGCAUCUGGCCAAGGACUGCCCGGUCGCCAAGAAGUCUGGCGCCCUGGGCGAGAUGGGCGAGCCUGAGCCUCCUGAGGGCUUGGGUGGCCUCUUCCUGGCGGCGCUCGACCUGUCGGCCAUGUCCUCGAGCUGCGAGACGGUGCGCUUCGGGAUCGACUCAGGCGCGGCGGUCACGGCGAUCUCGCGCGCGCUGGGGACCGACUACCCGAUCACGGGGAGGCCGUCGGGAGCGCAGUACCUCAGUGCGACGGGUGAGCCGAUCCCAGACGAGGGCCAGCGCAAGCUCAUGGUGCAGACCGGUGGUGCGCUGCGUAGUAUCAGGGCCCGUGUCACGGGCGUCAGGCGGCCGCUGUUCUCGGUCUUCGACCUCGUGAAGAGCGGCCACCGCGUGGUCUUCGAGCAGGACCAGCACGGCAACGACAUCAGCCACGCUGUCCACGUCGAGAGUGGCAAGACCGCCCGCUUCACGCGGAGGCAGCGCACCUGGGACCUGGACGUGAGCAUCAUGCCAGCGAAGGAGGUGAGCCAGAUGUCCCAGGCCCUCGUGAGGGAGCUGCCGCUCUGCUCGGUCGAGGGUUGCCGUGGCUGCAGCAAGCCGCAGUGGUACCUCAUGGAGUUGAUGAUGGACAAGUUGCGACCAUCGAGAGUCACCUCGGCGCAGCCGCAGGUGAUCCUGCCCCGCCAGUUGGAGCUGCCGUGGCAGGGGGCGACGGAGUUGGAAGUACAAUCGAGCUCGAGGGUGACGCCGAGAGCGCAUGCCACGCCUACGUUUGCAGUUGACUACGGAUACCUCGUGAAGCGGGAGGAGGUGGAGUCGGGCCAGUCCGUGCCCCCCAUCCUCGUCGGCAUCGACUCAGCCACCUCGCGGGUCAGCGCCGACGUCCUCCCGUCCAAGGGCAUGCAGCAUGAGUACAAUGUGGCCCGCGCCUUCUGCCAGGCGGAGGCGACCGGCCACCCGAAGAUCAUCUACAAGUCCGAUGGUGAGGGUGCCUUGGUGACGCUCAAGCGAGAGGCGACGAUCCGCCUCAGGAAUCUGAAGUUCGAGGCCGUGCCCGAGGAGGCGCCGGCCUACGACGGCGCCAGCAACGACCUGGCAGAGGUAGCAGUGAGGGAGGUCAAGGGCGCGUCACGGUCUCUGCGAGUCGCCCUGUCCCUGCUGCACGGCGCUGACAUCCCCAACGACUAUCCAGCGUUGACUUGGCUGGUUGCUCACGCUGCGGGGUGCAUCAAUCGUGGCAAGAUCGGCGCCGAUGGGCGGACGCCGCGCGAGAGGCACAAGGGCAAGGCCUUCCGCAAGGUGCUGCCGCCUUUCGGUGAGAUCAUCGCGUUCCUCCCGAGUGCGAGGCGCGACACCAAGUUCGAGGAGCGCUGGAAGAUUGGAGUCUUCCUGGGCGUCAUCGAGAAGUCGAGCGAGAUGCUCGUCGGCUACGACGGCAGGGUCGCACGCGCGCGGUCUAUCAGGAGGAGGCCGCCGAGUCAGCGGACUGAUGCAGCCCUGUUGCUUUCGAUCAGGGGCGCGCCAUGGACGCCGACCCCGGACAAGCCAGAGAACGCUCGCAUCCCGACGGCCAUUGACGAACCCCCCGUCGACCCCGCUGCACAGCAGCCGAGGGUUGUGCCAGAGCAGGUUCCAGCUGAGCCUCGGAACGUAUACAUUCGCAGGAACGUGGAGCUGGCCAAGUACGGUUUCACAGACGGGUGCCCGGGCUGCCUCGCGGCCCGCACCAACGCGCCAGCCAAGGCCCACAGCUCGGAGCGCCGUGAGCGCAUCCAGCAGGCCAUGGCGAACGACCCGGAGCUUGCCCCCCGAGUCUUCGGAGCGGCGGCUCGCCAGCUGGAGGCUGCCGACAGGGCGCCUGCGCGCCAGGAGGGCGCGAGCUCUGGGGCACUGCCUCAGGCAGCCAGCCCGGCUGAGGCGCCGAUGGAGAUCGAGCGACCUGGCCGACGAGCUGCUGAGCGUCGAGGCUCGCCCGCGGAGUUGCCUCAGGCAUCGAGGCGCCGCCUCGCGGCGCCAGGCGGUCCAGCACCCCUCGCGCCAGCGAUCAGCUUCGAGCAGCCGAGGACGCCCGCGCAGGCGCCAGCCACGCCUCAGGCGCAGGCUGCUUGGCCGAGCGGGCUCCUCCAGGCGCCGUCUGGAGCUGGGGACGCCAUGGGCGCGGACUCCCUGGAGCUCUGCGCGCUGCUGGCGGCUUUCGGCGACUGGAGGGUGGCCGUCAGCGAGCUGCGCGGACCAGGACGUUUCACAUCUCGGUCGAGUGCGUUCGACCUCGAGCCUGGCACAGCCCACGACAUCAGGACCGGCUACGACUUCAGCCAGGAGGGCGACAGGCAGCGGGCGCAGGCCACCAUCGAGCUGGAGCAGCCACUGCUGAUCACUGGCAGCCCGAUGUGCGCGCCGUGGUCGAACCUGCAGGCCCUCAACGUCAUCCAGGGUGUGGACGUCAACGCCAUCAUGGAGCGAGGCGUUGUCCACCUGGUCUUCUGUGCCGAGUGCUACAAAGAGCAGAUCAAGGCUGGCCGCCUCUUCUUGCACGAGCAGCCAGCAUCAUCGAGGAGUUGGCGUCUCUGGGUGAUCCGAGAGAUCGCCGAGAUGCCAGGAGUACACUACGUAGAGUGCGAUCAAUGUGCGUAUGGGUUGUGGUGCACCGAUGCUGUCGGCCCAGCGCUGGUCAAGAAGCCCACGGGAUGGUUGACCAACUCCGCCGAGAUAGCCCGAGAGCUGACGCGUCGGUGUCCUGGGUGUGCUAGACAUUGCCAGACGGUCGGCUUAGGUCGGCGUGGCAUGCGCAUCAUCGAGCGGCACCCACCGAAGCUUGUGGCUGCGGUGCUGCGUGGGCUGCGUCGUGAGGCGAUUGCUCGCGGCCAGCUGGGUGCGCUGGAGGCCGGGCCGCACUUGGACGAGCCACCGAUCUGGGACGCCUACCCCGAGUACUACACGGAGAUCGUCGACAACAUCAGCGGGGCCGUUCUGGACCCCGAGCUCGUGGCAGCUGGCCGCAAGGAGGAGAUGGAGUUUCUCCGCGGCCUCGGCGCCUACGUGUACGACACCAAGCAGCGCUGCCGCGAGGAGACCGGGCGCGACCCGGUGCCCAUAAUCUGGGUGGACGUCAACAAGGGUGACGACCGCAAGCCCAACGUCCGCUGCAGACUGUGCGUGGCGGAGACACGCUGCCGCACGAGCAUGGACCUGGGGGGCCCUUCGCAGACGUUCAGUGCGACACCCCCGUAUGAGGCUCUCAGGAUGCUGAUUUCCUUCUGCUGCUCGCCCAGGAACGCCGAGGAGGACCAGCACGUCCUCAUGUUCCUGGACAUCACUAGAGCUCACCCGCACUGCGAGAUGAAGCGGAAGCUGUGGGUGAAGCUUCCUGCGGAGGAUCCUCGCUCAGCUGACCCCAGCGUGUGUGGGCUGCUGGUCAGGUGCCUCUACGGUUGCCGCGACGCGGGCCAGACCUUCGAGCUGUUGGUCCGUGAGACGCUGGAGGGCAAGAUGGGCGACGGCGAGCUCGUGGCCUGCGUCUACGGCGACAACUUCGUGCUGAAGGGCUCCCGCACCGACAGCCUGGAUUCCUACCGCGAGCUGCAGAAGUACAUGUGGGUCAAGUUCGAGGGCAUGUUGGGACCCAACAAGAGUGCUGGUGAUGUUCAGGAGGUGGUCUGUCUGAACCGCGUCUUCCGCUGGACCUGGAGAGGUGAUGUGGAGCUCGAGGCUGACUCCCGCCACGCGCUCAUCAUGAUGCAGCAGCUGAACCUCUGGCGCGGGUCGAAGGCCCUCUCGACGCCAGGAGUAAAGGCCAAGAGCGCGGACCGCGGCAGGGUCCUGGAGGGCGAGGAGGCGACUCGCUACCGCAGCCUGGUCAUGCGAGCCAGCUAUCUCAGCGAGGACCGCCCGGACAUCAAGUACGCAGUCGUGGAAGCAGCGAAGUACAUGCACGAGCCGUGUGAGCACGGCAUGGAGCUAGUCAAGAGGAUUGCCAGGUAUCUCCUGGGCCGUCCGAGGCUGGUUCAGAGAUUCCGACGCCAGCGAUGGUCAGGUGUGCUCAAGGGCUUCUCGGACAGCGACUUCGCCGGCUGCCUAGAGACCAGGAAGAGUACGAGCUGCGGAGUCUUCCAGCUGGGAGGUCACAUGAUUCGGGUCUUCAGUGCGACCCAAAGCAGUGAGGCUCUCAGCUCCGGUGAGGCCGAGUGGCACGCUCUAGUGCACACGGCGUCCUGCGGGAUGGGCCUGGUCUCGUUGGCGCGCGACAUGGGAUACGAGCUGGAGCUAUGUUUGGCUGGCGACGCCACGGCCGCCAGUGGGAUCGCGCACCGCCGAGGGGCAGGGCGCAUCCGACACAUCGAGACAAAGACUUUCUGGCUCCAGCGUCAUGUAACCGAACGUCGAGUCAUCCUUUCCACGACGCUCGGUAAAGUCAAUAUGGCAGAUCUCGGUACGAAGCAUCUGGCGCAAAAGGAGCUGGAUGAGAUGCUGGGACUGCUGGGAUAUUUCGUGGCUACGGGCAAGUCUGACCUCUCUCUCGCGGUCGCAGGCAACUUGCUUGAGCCUGACCUAGCUUGCGAGCCCGAGGGCAAAGAAGAGGUGCAGGCGUGA
This is a messenger RNA of Prorocentrum cordatum, 5798 nucleotides long. The record is from the annotation of a GenBank genome assembly. NCBI's taxonomy places the organism in Eukaryota, Dinophyceae, Prorocentrales, Prorocentraceae.